Symsagittifera roscoffensis is the source of this 3159-nucleotide messenger RNA. RefSeq names its product extracellular signal-regulated kinase 2-like. Gene Ontology annotation, cellular component: cytoplasm; nucleus. The record is from RefSeq and is a predicted model, not a curated record. The transcript is spliced from 3 exons. Gene Ontology annotation, biological process: intracellular signal transduction; protein phosphorylation. Lineage: Eukaryota; Metazoa; Xenacoelomorpha; Acoela; Convolutidae. Gene Ontology annotation, molecular function: MAP kinase activity; ATP binding. Bases 60 to 2210 code for a protein of 716 amino acids.
AGCUUGGUUUCUAUUUUUUUGCAUGUUGUCGUCGAAGUAACCAAUAAAGAUUCCGAACAAUGACGGCCAACUCGGAAAUAGACGCACACAUCACAGAGAAGUACGAAGUUAAGAAGCGGUUAGGCAAGGGGGCAUACGGGAUUGUCUGGAAAGCAGUGGAAAAAAGUAGUGAUCAAACAGUGGCUUUGAAGAAGAUAUUUGAUGCAUUUCGAAACCAGACCGAUGCUCAGAGAACCUUCAGGGAGAUCAUGUUUUUACAGGAGUUUGGAGACCACCCGAAUAUAAUCAAACUUCUGAAUGUGAUCAAAGCAAACAAUGACAAAGAUAUAUACUUGGUGUUUGAAAGCAUGGACACAGAUCUGCAUAAUGUAAUCAAACGUGGAAAUAUCUUGAAAGAUAUUCACAAGCGGUAUAUAAUAUAUCAGUUGUUGAAGGCUACCAAGUACAUGCACUCGGGAAACGUGAUUCACAGAGACCAGAAACCAAGUAAUGUCCUUCUGAACGCGGAGUGCUUUGUGAAAGUUUGCGAUUUCGGAUUGGCCAGGUCUGUCAGUCAACUGGAAGAAGACGCGAGCAAAAACCCAGAUGGGGGAGUGUUAACCGAGUAUGUUGCGACGAGGUGGUACAGAGCGCCAGAGAUCCUCUUGGGCUCUCAUAAGUACACGAAGGGUGUUGAUAUGUGGAGCAUAGGAUGUAUUUUGGGCGAAAUGCUUCUUGGGAAGCCCUUGUUCCCGGGAUCCUCGACUUUGAACCAGAUCGAGAAAAUCAUCACGUACUUGCCCUUCACUUCAGACGAGGAUAUAAAGAGCAUUAAGUCGCCAUACGGAGCCUCGAUUUUACAGAAGGUUCAAGUAAAGCAGAGGAAAUCUCUUCAAGAACUGGUUCCGAAUGCUGGCGGAGACGCGAUCGACCUGAUGACGAGACUACUCCAUUUGAAUCCAGACAAGAGGAUGACCGCCACAGAUGCCCUGGAACAUCCUUACGUCGCAAAGUUCCACAAUAGAAGUGAAGAAAUCGAACUGGACUAUGACGUCGUUCCCCCAGUUGACGAUGAUGUUCAGCUAAGUGUGAACGAAUACAGACAGAAACUGUACGAGAUGAUUGUUCAGAAGAGAGUGGAGAUCAAAAAGAGAAAUAACACAAACAAAACAAACAGUAGUAACAGUAACAGUUCUACAUACAAUAACAGCAGCAGUUCCACAACUAACGGGCGCUUAGCGUCUGGAGGUGGCAACAGGUCGGCAAAGGAGUCCAAAAGCGGUGGCUCUCAUAACAGCCAAAAUGGAGAUAAGAGCAAUGGGUAUGCGUAUACAGAUUACGGCAACGGACAGCAGAGAAAAAACAGUCUUCCUUCGAGUUACGGAGACGUGGAUUCUACAUCACAUGCAUAUAAUUCGGAAUCAAAUUUUGCGAAUAAGUACUCGAGUUCGAAUGGGUUCCAUAACGGAGGAGUCACAUCGCAUCCUAUGAAGCCCCCACCCCACGGGUAUGGUCGAGGCAGGGUAGGGGGAGUUGGCCAUGAUUACCAGCAUCAGACUAUGCCGACUCAGAAACCUCCGAUUGGACAGUACAGCAGGACAACCCACACUGCGCCGAGUGAUCGGAAACAGUUGAAGCCACUUAACCCCAGAAGUUUCAGGUAUUCGAACUACGAACGCUUCGAGAGAUCCCCAAGUCCAGGCAGUGGUCUACAACAGAGGAUGUACGCGCCAGCAGCCGACACAUACUUUCCCUCGAAACUGGAAAAAAUGCGCCAGAGAGAUUCUUCCCCAAUCGACUACAGAAACACCUCGGCGCCGAUUCCAGGGAGAUCUAAAUCCCUCAAUCAGAAAGGCACCACCCCACACUCCUAUUACAACAACAGGAACCAGGACGAUCUACUGCGUCCGCUACAGGCUGGUUAUAUGAGCAGAGAAAACACGCUUGGUACCGGAGGACUGUAUCAUCACAGUUCCACGCAACAGAUGUCGGGAUCCCAAUUCACCCCGAAGCACUCGCCGGCGUUCGGAAGGCGAAGUGGCGGCAGCUCCAACGGGAACCUGUUCGACAGGAAGAAUAAUCUAACACCUCUUAAUGGGAUGAGAAACGGUAACAACAACAAUUCUGGUGCUAAUGCUUUCAGCAGUUCCUACUCUCAGUCAAAUUUCCACUCCUCCCCCUCGCCCCACGGGGGGCACUACUCCAGUGGGCUCCGCAACUGGAAAAUGUGAACGAAUUUAAAAAAAAUACAAAUGUACUUCAAAUCUGUGCAGGUUAUAGAACAAACUGACACAAUCUGACAAACUGUUAUUGAUAAUGAAGUUCAACCCCCUUAUUGUUGCUUUUUUCAGUUCUUUUCAGUUUCAUUUGUAAUGAUGAUCAUUGGUUGCUUUUUACAGUUUCAAAUUUCUUUCGUUAGUGCCGCCAGCAUUUUAAAAAACUCAACAAUCAGUUUUGAUUUCGAUACUAAUUUGGGAAAAAUGUUGAGUAAAAAAAUGCUUACUAGGAGUUCAGUACCUUAUUUCAUUUCGCUGUUCCGAUGGUAUUUACUGAUUUUCUCUUUGAGUCUUAGUUCUGCUGUUCAUAGCUUCUUUCUAAACAUCGGCUACAUUCCAGUACUGCCACGCCAAUUUUGUAAACCGCUAAUGAUGCUGUGUCUUGUACAUAAUAUUACUAUACUCCUUCUGAAAUCCGAGCCAUUUUGCUAGUUGCUUUCUUUAUUUCAAUUUCGUUUGUUCAGUCACGUGCAGUGAAAUCAAAUGGUAACUCAAACUUUUGAAAAAAUGAUAUUUGUCUGAAAAAGCUGGCUCCAAAAAUGUAGCAUGAAUUUCGGCGAAUUUCGAGAAUGUUCAAAUUAUUUGAACGAGUUGAUUAGGUUUGAGUUGUCAGUCUGACCUUUCUCUGACAACACAUCGUACGCGGUGUCGUCUUGCUGGUUUGAAUCACCUCUAAUUUCUAAUUCGAAUGUCCAAUCCGAAUCCUUAUUCUCUAUUUCAUUCGUUCAUUCAUUGCUCGGCUCUUAUAUGCUAUCAAAAGUGAUGACAAAAGAUGAACCUACUUAGCUUAGUUUUGCUGUAUUUUCUUCCUCUUUGUUUGUAUUCUGAAGGCCAUGGAUGUUUUGACCACCCACCCUUGCCUCGAAUUAUUAUGUGCUCUCUUUCAGCUCAAAAUAACUUUUUU